CUUGCAAACAUCAUCAUCACCGCUUCACUUCAAUCAGGAAGCACGGAGACGCUGUUUUUCUUUCUGUUUUUAACUAACGGAGACACUUUGGUUAAAGCUUUAACCGCGAACAAAUAAGAGGGGGGGGAAAGACGCUUUAUAUUAAUAUAAAAUAAUAAUAAAUAACCCCUCUAUGAACCACUGCUGAAAGAAGACACAGUUUUGGUUACAUCCAGUGCAAGACUCAACUGUGGAUGUAUUUGACACAGACUAACCGGAGAAGGCUUCUGUCAGCAGCAUGGGACAGCAUCUAGGAAAGAGGGAGCCUCACACAGACACCAUGGCUUCGUCACCUGAACCCAAAGCAACAGCACCAGCGUCAAAGGUAGCAGCAGAGAUCGACUCACCGGAUGAAGUUUUCGGCCUGGUCGAGGCAGAUGCGAAGCAGAACAAUGGCUGCGUCUUGGAGAAACCGGCGGUGACUGACUCCACGGGCACUGAGGGCCCCCACCAGCCCUGGAACCCUGCCAGCACAGCUGACCCUGACGCCGCCAUACCACGCCCCCACCUGGUCCGCCUCUUCUCCCGAGAUGCCCCGGGCCGGGAGGACAACACCUUCAAAGAGCGACCCUCGGAAUCGGACGAGCUGCAGACCAUCCAGGAGCACAGCGGAACGGCUUCAGAGUGCGGGUCGGAGAGCCCCGAGCAGGACUUAGAAUAGGCUGACUUUUUUUUUUGUUCCUUCCCUUUCCUUUCUUUUCUCUAUUCCUCUUUUGAGCUUUGCUCUCUUCUCAAACGGAGAGA
Molecule: messenger RNA, 783 nt
Organism: Cyprinodon tularosa
Lineage: Eukaryota; Metazoa; Chordata; Actinopteri; Cyprinodontiformes; Cyprinodontidae
Product: myelin basic protein-like
Exons: 4
Coding region: 278-700 (140 amino acids)
Molecular function (GO): structural constituent of myelin sheath
Source: RefSeq, a predicted model, not a curated record